AUGGCAGAGGCAACGGAGCCCAAGGAGGUCGCUCCAGGUUCCGAGGGGCAACCCGAAGAGGGACCAGGAGAGCCAGGAGCUGUGGACCUGGAGGUGCGGGAGGCGAGCGAGGGAGUUACAGAGGCACCCAGGGACCUGGGGGCGGGCGCAGAGGCCACGGCCUCUGGGAAGGAGGAAGGAGGCUGUGGGCAGGACGAGGGAAUCGGGGGAGCGCAGGCGCAGGACCCGCACACUGGCCCCGGCACAGAGACACCGAGCGCCAGCAGAGCUCCGGGUGAAGCGGAGGCUGCAGAGCGCGACCCCGAGGGCGCCAGGAUCCCGCAGGGAACGGAGGAGGCGCCAAGCGCCCAGCAGGUGCAGGGGACGAGCUCGGGGCUAGACGCUCAGGGUGAGGCCCCCGAGGUCCCUGGGGACCCUCGCCCGGGGCCAGAGGACCCCACGGCUUCAGAGGCAGGGGAAGAGGCAGAAUCCGCUCAGGAAGUGCAGGGAGACAGCGCGCCAGGGUUGCAGAUCAACCCAGAAGUCCAGAGACCUGCAGGGGACAACAUGGACACAGAGGCACCCGCGGGAGGGCCACUCGGGUCAGAGGGUGAGCCCCAGGGUGGAGGGGAAAGCAGCCCUCAGCCCCAGGAUGAGGCGAUUGAGAUUGCAGCCGCAGAGAUCGGAGGGCACGAGCCCGGGGAGCUGGCGGGAGCUUCGGCAGCAGACGCCUCGGGGGAAGGGGGGACCCUGGAGAAAGACGGGUCCGAGGAAGCAGCUCCGGAGGAGGCGAGGGUAGACGUUGGCGAGAAUGGGGACCAGGGCAGGCUCCAGGAGGAGACCGGAGAGGAAGAAGUGAGGCCAGAACCUGAGCUGAAGGAACCCUGCGAGGAGGUGAUCCAAGAGAAGGCCCCCGACGGCAGCCUUGAUGGAGAGGAGGCCAAAUCCACCGGGCACGAGGGGUCCCAGGAGGAGCUCAGUAACCAUCUAGCUGAGGAGCCCAGCGCCCAGGGCGGAGAAGAGCCGGGGCGAGUGAAUGACCGCAGGGAAAAUGGCCCAGCAUCGGAGGUGGAGGGGGAUCCCGGACAGGAGCAUGACAUCACCCUCUUCGUCAAGGCUGGUUAUGAUGGAGAGAGCAUUGGAAACUGCCCAUUUUCACAGCGUCUCUUUAUGAUCCUCUGGCUAAAGGGUGUCAUAUUCAAUGUGACAACGGUGGACCUGAAACGGAAGCCUGCAGACCUUCAGAACCUGGCUCCUGGGACAAACCCUCCUUUCAUGACUUUUGAUGGAGAAGUCAAGACGGAUGUGAACAAGAUUGAGGAGUUCUUAGAAGAGAAGUUAGUUCCCCCAAGGUACCCUAAGCUGGGAACUCAACACCCUGAAUCCAACUCAGCAGGAAAUGAUGUUUUUGCCAAAUUUUCAGCAUUUAUUAAAAACACUAAGAAGGAUGCAAAUGAGAUUUAUGAGAAGAACCUACUACGGGCCCUGAAGAAGCUGGACACUUACUUAAACAGCCCACUGCCAGCCGAAAUAGAUGCCUACAGCACGGAGGAUAUGCCAGUUUCACAAAGGAAGUUUCUGGAUGGGGAUGAACUCACACUGGCCGACUGUAACCUCUUACCCAAGCUCCAUAUCAUUAAGAUUGUGGCCAAGAAAUACAGAGAUUUUGAGUUUCCUUCUGAAAUGACUGGCAUUUGGAGGUACUUGAACAAUGCUUAUGCCCGGGAUGAGUUCACUAACACGUGUCCAGCUGACCAGGAGAUUGAACAUGCGUAUUCCGACGCAGCGAAAAGGAUGAAGUGA
Molecule: messenger RNA, 1782 nt
Organism: Apodemus sylvaticus (European woodmouse)
Lineage: Eukaryota; Metazoa; Chordata; Mammalia; Rodentia; Muridae
Gene: Clic6
Product: chloride intracellular channel 6
Exons: 6
Coding region: 1-1782 (593 amino acids)
Cellular component (GO): plasma membrane
Molecular function (GO): D4 dopamine receptor binding; D2 dopamine receptor binding; D3 dopamine receptor binding
Source: RefSeq, a predicted model, not a curated record